AUGAGCGACUCCAGCCUGACGGAGACGGACACCCAGGCGAGCCGCACGGCGGCCAGCCAGUCGACGUCGACGCCGUCCGUCAGCGGCAGCGCCGACACCUGCACCAGCCCAAGUGGCGGGAGCUCAGCCAGUGGAAGUGGCGGUAACAUCAUGAUGGACGACCUCUGGGUCGCGCUGCCAAAGCCCAGCCAGAACCACGUCCCGGAGUCGCUGCCGGACCGCAUCCGCCGCAUCAGAGUCGACCUGGAGGAGCUCGAGGUCUUUUACAGCGUCUCCGUGUCGCCGGGCCGCCACGAGCGUCUGCGCCGGUACUUUUCAGACGAGCUCAAGGCCCUGUUCAGCCUCGACUUUGAGGCCAUGAGCCAGUCCGACAAGGUCGACUUUUUGCUGCUGCGCAACUUUUUGCGGCGCAAGUCCCACUGGCUGUACGCCCAGAAGGAGUCCAACAAGGAGAUCCAGCGCCUGAUUCCCUUUGCCCAGCUCAUCACGGCGCUGUGCGAGGCCCGGCGGGACGUUGACCCGAUCAACAACGAGCGCGUGGCCCAGCAGCUCGACGACAUUGCCAAGCUGGUCAGCCAGGUCAAAGAAGGCAUUGAGAACGACCGCAUCAAGAUCUCCAAGACGGCGGCCUACAAGGCGUCCAAGACGGUCACCGAGCUGCGCGGCCAUCUGCAGGAAUUCUUCAGCUUCUAUGCGUCGUACGACCCCAUGUUCGACUGGUGGGCCGCGGCGCCAUGGAAGGCCGCCGACCUUGCAUUGUCGCAAUUCAUCCCGCUCAUCAAGACCAAGCUGGCGGGGAUGCAUGAGGGAGAAACUGGGGACAUCAUUGGCGAGCCAAUUGGCCGGGAGGCGCUGAUCAACGAGCUCGAGGCCGAGAUGAUUGUCUACUCGCCCGAGGAGCUCAUCAACCUGGCCAAGGAGCAAUUCCAGUUCUGCGAGGCACAGAUGAAGACGGCGUCCGUCGAGCUUGGCUACGGCGAUGACUGGAAGAAGGCCCUGGACUCUGUCAAGAAGCACUUUGUCCCUCCUGGCGAACAGGCAGGCUUUGUGAAGCAGCUGGUCCGCGAGGGCUCGUCCUUUGUCAAGGAGCACGAUCUCGUCACCGUCCCCCCGUUGGCAGAAGAGGUGUCCCGCAUGACCAUGAUGAGCCCCGAGAUGCAAAAAGUCGCGCCCUUCUUCUUGGGUGGACCGCUCAUCAUGGUGUCGUAUCCCACCGCCGACAUGUCGCACGAGCUGAAGAAGAUGGUGAUGCGCGGCAACAACAGACACUUUGCCCGCGCAACGGCGUUCCACGAAAUGAUCCCCGGCCACCGCCUCCAGCUCUUCAUGUCCGAGCGACACAACAGCCACAGGCAGCUCUUCACGACGCCCUUUAGCAUCGAGGGCUGGGCCAUGUACUGGGAGUACGUCUUCUGGGACCGCGGCGACUUUUUCGAAUCGCCAGAAGACCGCAUCGGCACUCUGUUCUGGCGAAUGCACCGCUGCGCCCGCAUCAUCUUCUCCAUCAAGUUCCACCUGGGACAGAUGACGCCGCAGGAGUGCAUCGACAUGCUGGUCGACUGGGUUGGCCACGAACGGUCCACGGCCGAAGGCGAAGUCAGACGGUCCUUCAACGGCGACUACGGCCCUCUCUACCAGGCCGGCUACAUGGUCGGUGCCGUGCAGCUUUUCGAGCUGCGAAGGGAGAUUCUGAAGAACGGCCACUUGACCGAGAAGGAAUUCAACGAUGCCUUCCUCAGGGCCAACUUUAUGCCCAUUGAGCUGUUCCGAGCGCUGGUUCUAGAUUUGGAGCUACAUCCCGAUUAUACGCCCAAUUGGAAGUUUUACGAAUAA
Trichoderma gamsii is the source of this 1833-nucleotide messenger RNA. RefSeq names its product X-Pro dipeptidyl-peptidase. The record is from RefSeq and is a predicted model, not a curated record. The coding region runs from base 1 to 1833 and encodes 610 amino acids. Lineage: Eukaryota; Fungi; Ascomycota; Sordariomycetes; Hypocreales; Hypocreaceae. The transcript has a single exon.